AUGAGUGCUCUUUUAAAUAUUAUUUGUGCUGCAGAAGCAUCCGGUGAACUAGAUGAACCUACUUCGCCAAGACAAUUUUGGGUACAUCCACUCAAUCAAAAAAGAGAGAAGGAUUAUUUGUUCGAAAACUUUUACACUUCAAUUCGAAAAUUCCCUCAAAAGUUUUUUGAGUAUUAUCGAAUGUCACUAACUUCUUUCGAUGAGUUAUUGGAAAUAAUUCGUCCUAGUUUAACAAAGCAGCAUACUAAUAUGAGGAAUCCAAUAUGUGUUGAGCAAAGACUUACAAUUACUAUAAAGUAUUUGUCGACCGGGACUUGUUUCAAAGCUCUACAAUUUGAUUUUCACGUUGGUAAAAGUACCAUUGCGGAAAUAGUUAGGGAGACCUGUGUUAUUAUUUGGGAAAUUCUACAGCCUACAGAAAUGCCAAAACCUACAAGUGAACAAUGGCUUGGAAUAGCUGAUAGAUUUUAUCAAAGUACAAAUUUUCCAAAUUGCUUGGGUGCCAUAGAUGGCAAACACUUAAGAUGUAGGAAUCCCAUAAACUCCGGUUCAUAUUAUUUUAACUAUAAAAAAUUUUUUUCUAUUAUAUUGAUGGCCGUAGUUGAUGCUAAUCUCAGAUUUAUUUGUAUUGAUGUUGGAGCUUACGGGAGGGAAUCAGAUUCUACUGUGUUUAGACAAUGCACAUUUGGUAAAAAACUGUAUGCUCAAGAACUAAAUAUACCAAAACCAACAUGCUUACCUAAUACAGAAAGUCCUCCAUUACCGUAUGUGUUUUUGGCUGAUGAGGCUUUUGGUUUGCAUACAAAUUUGCUUUCAAGAGCACGAAGAACGGUCGAGUGUGCAUUUGGAGUAUUAUCCAACAAAUGGAGAGUAUUACAUACUCCUUUAUUAGUGGAACCAGAUUUUGCCGACGAAAUAAUAAAAGCUUGUUGCAUUUUACACAACUAUGUUCGUCGAAGGGACGGAGCUACUUAUGAAGAUAUGGAGUCAAAUUUGUUGGUCGAUGACUUAGAAAUUCGAGGAGUUCCAGCAAGAGCACAAGGGAUAGAAGUUAGAGACGCAUAUGCAGAUUAUUUUAUAGGUCCAGGUUCAAUACCAUUCCAAUAUAGAUUUAUUUAA
Molecule: messenger RNA, 1119 nt
Organism: Metopolophium dirhodum (rose-grain aphid)
Lineage: Eukaryota; Metazoa; Arthropoda; Insecta; Hemiptera; Aphididae
Exons: 3
Coding region: 1-1119 (372 amino acids)
Source: RefSeq, a predicted model, not a curated record